AUGGCAGUCCAUGAAAUUAAGCAGAUGAUGAACGCUGCAGGGGCUCGUCCUCGUCGUAACCAGUUUGGCAAGAACGGUAUUGAGAUUGAGAAUAGCCGCCGCAGCACCAAACAGCGAAGGCCUUCCCGGUUAAUCACACUGUCAAGCAUCUCGAAUCUCAUCCCGCAGUGGGCUCGUCGAAACGGAGCCAGCCGCAGUGGUAUCAAUGAUCGCGGUGAAGACAGUGUGUUGGUGCUGGAUGCUGACACAGACGCUACCAUCGCCACUAAUGCUGAUAGUAACACAGUGGUCUGUCGAGCCAUGAGAGGGUCACGAACUACUCUUCUCAAAGUAAAUUUGCGAAGCACAAGCACUUCGAAUGAGCCGACGGAAAGUAGCAGAAGUGUUGAAUGUCCGUCGAGUCCUCAAGUUCUUCAACUUUAUCAAAACACCAGAUUAUCAUUUACACAACGAGGACAACCACGUCGACAUUUGAGUUUGGAUGAACAAGAAGAGCUAGUUGCUGAACAGGAUAUCAGCCCGGAACAUUGUCAUGAACUGUGUGUAAACGGCUUUGUGGAGAAUGCUGGUCGAAGUCUCUUUCACUUUAUCUGGCCUUGGGAAGGACUCCAGCAUCUUCGCCCUACCCGUGGGGGACAGAGCGACUCACUACGCUUUUCGGUAGUGGCACAAAGCGCAAACCCAAUGACCCCAGGUCCACGUAUCCGCUUCGUAUCUGCCUUUGAACCGACUCGACAGUUCGAUCCCGCCACCAUGGCCAUGAUGCGACAAUGGGCAUCACCACAGCAGCACCAAAGACUAGCGAUCUGUGCAGCCGAAGUGCAGCCAGUGAACACUGCAGUACCUACUGAAUGCUCUAUGCGUAUCACUACCUCUACUGACAAAACUACACGAAGAAACAGCAUCAAUGUCGCGAGUCUGCAAUUGGCAUUGAGUCGUCUUCAAGAUGCUGAACAGCUUACGUCAACUGCUGCUGCAGUGGCUCCACUGGUACUAGGAUCCAACGAUUCAAAGAGUCUGUCUUUAAAGAUUAUCCCACCCGCUACCAGUCCUCCAAAGCUUGCGAGUAGUUCACCAAAAGCUAGCAGUCGGUUGCCUUCUCCAACCUCACUAAUGUCCAAGGCAAAGGCCAUUGCACACCGUUCAGCGUCACCCGUGAUGCCACCUGCUCCACCGUCUCCUACCGCUAUAAAGGUUGUUAAUCCGCCAUCACCAGUGAAGAAGGGGCCAGCUCCAGCAGCCUCCGUUCCGGUUAUCACGGACAUUCGAGUAGUACAGGCUGUGAGUAUUGCCGAAAGCUACAGCGGUGGGUAUAUGCUACGCCAGUACGAACCACUCAAAGUCAUUGGACGUGGCGGCUUCGGACAUGUCAUGGUGGCUCGACACUUGCCUUCCGGUUCACUAGUAGCAAUCAAAACGCUCAGCAAACGCUCCAUCGCAACACAGAACCAGAUCCAGCACUCUCGAGCAGAGAAAACCGUCCUUACUCGCUGUCGUGAUCAUCCAUUCAUAGUGAAGAUCCAUGCGUGUUUCCAGACCAUCGAUCACUUGCAUAUCGUGCUAGACUAUUGUCCAGGAGGCGAGCUGUUCUUCCAUCUCUCACAGCGUGGACAUUUCACCGAGCCCGUGGCAGCUUUUUACUUAGCUGAAGUUCUCCUUGCGCUUGAACAUUUACACCAACACGACAUUAUCUACCGCGAUCUCAAACCCGAAAACAUUCUUCUGGAUCAACAAGGUCAUGUACGUCUUGCAGACUUUGGACUCUCUAAACCAGGUAUCGACGACUGGACUCUGGCGUUGACAUUCUGUGGGUCUAAAGACUACAUCGCACCAGAAGUUAUUUCACUCUGCGAACGAUCGUCAACGGCAUCGUCACCCAGUCGAGGAUACGGGAAGGCGGUCGAUUUCUGGGCACUUGGUUGUAUGCUCUACGAGAUGUUGACUGGCCAGCCUCCGUUCUACAACGCCGCAAGUAGAACGCAGCUCUACUCGAUGAUAAUGGACGGCGUGGUAUACUUCCCACCAACCAUCAGUGACGAAGCUCGCGACUUGAUGCAAUGUCUGCUGCGUACAGACCCCAGAGAGCGACUUGGUGCACGUCGAACGUCAGGUGGAGGCGCGACGGCAGUAAAGCAGCAUCCGUUCUUCGCUAAACACCAUAUUGACUGGGCUAAACUACUGAAUCGAAGUCUACGUACCCCUCCACUGCGUCCUCGCUCGGGCCAAUUCGCCAAUUUCGACUCCGAGUUCACGUCCAUGGCACUUCGUGGAAUUGAAAGUAUGGUCAAGUUCCCGGAAAAGAUCCCCAUGGACUACCAACUCUUCGAUAAUUACAACUGGGAGCCACCUAAAUCCACCAAAUAA
Molecule: messenger RNA, 2364 nt
Organism: Phytophthora nicotianae INRA-310
Lineage: Eukaryota; Oomycota; Peronosporomycetes; Peronosporales; Peronosporaceae
Product: AGC protein kinase
Exons: 1
Coding region: 1-2364 (787 amino acids)
Biological process (GO): protein phosphorylation
Molecular function (GO): ATP binding; protein serine/threonine kinase activity
Source: RefSeq, a predicted model, not a curated record